AUGUUGAUGGAUGGACCUUUGUUAAUUAAGCAAGUAUUAUUUAAAAAUAAAUAUGAAUACAAUUCUUUUCUGACUGAUAGUUCUACUUCUACCUGUUCCCUUAUUUUUUUAAUUUAUUUCUCUAAUUUGAAUUUAUAGAUCUAAAUUGAGCAUUUGCAUUUAAAAUAUGUAGGAACAGGUACAUAAGAAACUACUAAAUGGGAAUGGGGAACAAAUAUAUAAAGGGAUUCGUUAGCAUCACAUAUUGGGCAUCAUUCUAGACUUUAAUAUUUUGCAAUAGCAGAAAAUGAAUCUACUAUGAGAUUAAAAAAUAGGUUUUUAAAUAAAAUGAUUCAACCUUGUGGACCGCCUCCUCCUGCCCGUAAAAAAGGCGAAUUAUGA
Molecule: messenger RNA, 381 nt
Organism: Ichthyophthirius multifiliis
Lineage: Eukaryota; Ciliophora; Oligohymenophorea; Hymenostomatida
Exons: 4
Biological process (GO): mRNA splicing, via spliceosome
Cellular component (GO): U2 snRNP; precatalytic spliceosome
Source: RefSeq, a predicted model, not a curated record